AAUCCCCAAAAACCUCACGCUAAACCCUAAAUCAUCGUUUUUGCUGUUAACGUCUGAACAAGAGCUAUUAAGUAGAGAGAAACUUGAAGCCUUUGGUUGAAAUUCUGUUUUGUCCAUUGGCCUACGAGGAAGAAAGAUGGCUCGUGUUCGAAGUAAGAAGAGGAAGAUUUACGUGAAACCGAUUGUGAAAAAGAAUCAGGGAAAUGUAGAUCAUAUCACAGGUGAAAAAAUCCCGAAGAGCUUUGUGUUUUCUAGAGGGAAGUUGCCCGGUCCGCUCAAGCAACUUCAGAUGGACCUAAGAAAGCUUAUGCUUCCGUACACAGCCCUUCACCUUAAGGAGAAGAAGAGAAAUAAUCUUAAAGAUUUUUUGAACGUUGCAGGGCCUAUGGGUGUCACGCAUUUUCUUAUACUGUCAAAAACUGAAACUGCACCCUAUCUGAGGGUGGCAAAGACUCCACAAGGCCCAACUCUUACAUUUAAAAUACAAGAGUAUUCAUCGGCACUUGAUGUUGCUCAGUCUCAAUUGCGCCCUAGAUGCCCUCAAGACCUUUUCAAAAAUCCUCCAUUGAUUGUUCUUUCCGGAUUUGGGUCAGGAGAACAGCAUCUGAAACUCACAGCUAUAAUGUUUCAGAACAUCUUUCCAGCAAUUGAUAUUAACACUGUCAAACUUUCAUCUUGCCAGAGAAUUGUGUUACUUAACUACAACAAAGACACAAAGCUUAUUGAUUUUCGGCAUUAUUCCAUUAGACUCCAACCUGUAGGUGUCUCCCGAAGACUCAGAAAGUUUGUUCAGAACCAUCAAGUCCCUGAUCUUAGGAGUCUCCAAGACGUGAGUGACUUUAUUACAAAGGCUGGUUAUGGAUCAGAAAGUGAAGCAGAUGAAGAAGCAGCAACAGUGACUCUGGCUAGUGAUCUUGGUAGAGUUAACAGGGCUUCCACAAAAUGUGCCGUGAAGCUUCAGGAAAUUGGACCCAGAAUGACUCUAGAACUCAUCAAAGUUGAGGAAGGAUUGUGUUCUGGUAGUGUCAUCUUCAAUGAAUAUGGAACUGUCAGUGACAAGAAAAAGCAGGAACAGGAAACUCAGAAAAAUGAGGAAGAAGAUGAAGAAAAUGAGAACGAGGAAGAUGAUGAGGAUCUUGAAGAGAAUAAGGAAGAUGGCGAUGAAGACAGUGACUAGCCAACCUAGAAACUGUAACGUACAAUGGGGCAUAAAUUACGUUAUUGCUCAUGCCGUGGAUGACUGUGCCCAAAUGUUGAGAGGAUGCUUAUGCAUUUCCUUUUUUAGUAUUUUUCAAGGUUUUAAAUAGCAAUAGAGCUCUUUGUAUUUUUCAAGGUUUUAAAUAGCAAUAGAGCUGUGAUAGUAGAUCAAUUUUUAAAUUUGGUUAUAUGCAUUACAUGUUACAGAGAUUAUUUCCAUGAAAUGAAAAUAGAAUCCAAUGGCCUCCA
Messenger RNA from Jatropha curcas, 1446 nucleotides. RefSeq names its product PETER PAN-like protein (gene PPAN). Lineage: Eukaryota; Viridiplantae; Streptophyta; Magnoliopsida; Malpighiales; Euphorbiaceae. Gene Ontology annotation, cellular component: preribosome, large subunit precursor. Gene Ontology annotation, biological process: ribosomal large subunit assembly; rRNA processing. The record is from RefSeq and is a predicted model, not a curated record. Gene Ontology annotation, molecular function: rRNA binding.